AUGACUAUAGUCAGUGCAGGGUGUCGAUACGACACAGUUAGGCUAACGCUUGUCACGGCGUACUGUCGCAAGAAUACUGGUGUAAUGGUUCCUGGGCCAAAUUUUGUAGGAAGAUGCUCACAUAGGUUAAAAAAGCCUCAGACUUUCGGAGUUAAGCUUACAGAAUGCCAUCAAGCCUCGAGUAGCUCCCGGCUAGCCAGUGACUCGGAAUUUCAAAGAGCUCUUCUGAACCGCGAUGCGGCGCAGUACUGCGCCUCUUUUUGCUGGGCACUGCAUGAUGCGGCAGCGGUGAGCGAUUACAUGAAGCGCUUUGAUGUGCCUGCAAACCACAUCGUGCUGGAGUGGGCCAAAUCUGGUUCUGGCGUAAAAUCUACGCAGUACAAAGGGAAAACGUACAAUUGGACUCCAAAAAGCCAAACUGCAGGCGUGAAGGCGGGAUAUGCGUCUAUGUGGGAUCGAUCCAGCAAAGCGUACUGCACCAACUCUGCAGCAGUGAUUGACACGCAGCUUUAUCUUGGAACCCGUAGCAUGGCUGUGGGUGCUUGCCCAAACUAUGGAAAAUACAUUGCGUUUGUGGACAGAUCGGGAAAUCCUGUGGAUGCCAUGGACCGGUUUACGAAUGAGAUACAUGGGCAAGUGAUGCCGUUCAGUACAGACGGAUGCAGCGUUUCUGCUCAAAGUGGGGCGGCCGAAGUGCCAAUGGAAAAUUCAGGGUGGGCCAUGUAUUCUGGAUACUUGGCGCAUUGCCCCUUCAACCGGGCAGUGUACGAGUCCGAUAUGUUAGCCGACACAGAAUAUGAUCCCAAUGUAUGCGAUUUCGUGACUCUUGAUAACCCCUUGAUUUUCCUGGACACAUCACAAAGAGAGGGUUCGCUGGCUUAUAAGCCGUAUGCGUUUCACGGAAAGGGAGGCCAUAAGGGAUUUGACUUCAUCGGUAGUGGGGUUGGAUGUCCUCCAUACUCUCCCCCGCUAACUACGCGUUCUUUAAAGACCCCUAGCAUCGCCAAUGAUCCAUUCCUUUGUUCACAGCUUUCACGUUGUACCAGCUUAUGCUGGCCAUUUAAGGCCCAAAAUAAAUGUUUCCGCAGUUUGCCCGUUAGCUAUAACCACGAAACCUCUGAAUGCCUUAUCCUUGGGUACCAUACCCAAACAUAUCUGAAGAGCGACUGCAGUGUGAAGAGCACCACAAGUGCCAGUGACCGCUAUUGUGUCAAGUCUCACAAAUCUGUGGAAUCGUCAAAGUACACCUACCUUUCGGCUUUCACGCGGCCCGACUACGAAACAGCCUGCCCCCCGAGGGAACCUCUUAGCAAUGCCAUGUUCGGUACAAUCUCAAAUGGAGUAUGCUACCCUCUCACGGCAGCGUCAAGCUCUACAGGGACCGCUGAAGAAUGUGGUGUGGCCGUGUUCGAAUCGAGCAGUGACGACACCCCUCAAAGCGUCGGGGGAAAGGGCAGUUCAUCAAUUUUUUGGUCGUCAUGGGUUCCUCAGUCCUCCGGCAGCUCCAAGGGCACAUGCAACCUCUAUAAGACAGUACCAACUUGUCUUUUCACAGUAACCGGCGUGAUUUCUUUCACCGCACUCAGCGUGGUCGAUCCGAAGCUGGCGGUGGCACCUCCCUCAAUUUCUAUAAGCCCUGGUCCAUGCUCUUCUACCCAAUGCAAGAACGGAGGAACCUGCGAGCCUACGACUGGCAAAUGCACGUGCGCAGCUUGUUUCUCUGGAUCGAACUGCGAAGUCGCCACUGCCGGAUGUUGCACAUCGAACGCUGGCUGCAGCAACAACGGUACUUGCACCAAUAAUGAGUGCAAGUGCAAUGCGGGCUACAGCGGCACAAACUGUGGAACGGGGGCCUGCGACGGCAAAUGCGAAACGGGGGCAUGCGAUAACGUAUCGUGCAAGAACGGCGGCACUUGUGAAAUGCCUAGUGGCACCUGCAAGUGCCCGGAUGGCUAUUCAGGUGCACGUUGCGAGAUCUCUGCCUGUGACGGUGUUAGAUGUGAAAACGGGGGCGAGUGUGUACUGCCUUCUGGUACGUGCAAGUGCCCAGACUGCUUUAGUGGCGAUCGAUGCCAGAUCGAGAAUCCUCGGUGCUGCCAAGCGAACGGUGAUUGCCACGCACCGAAUGGCACCUGCGUUAACUCCAGCUGUGAAUGCGCUGCCUCCGUGACUGGUGACAAGUGCGACAACUUGGGGUGUGCUGGAGUGGCUUGCCUGAAUGGCGGAACGUGUGAGGAGCCCAACGCCACAUGCAAGUGUCCCAAAUGCUACAGCGGCACAAACUGUGAGACUCAUGAAAGCAACUGCUGCGAAAAUGACAACGAUUGCAAUGCGCCAAAUGGUGUUUGCUCCAGUGAAGGCCAGUGCCAGUGCACUGACGAAUUCCCAGCACCUAAUUGCAAGGAUCUGUGCGUGGGUGUCACCUGUGAGAACGGUGGCAGCUGCGACUCCUCUACAGGAAAGUGCAAAUGCCUACCUGGUUGGGAAGGAGACUGCACCAUUCCAGGGCCGUGCGGCUCAGGUGGACCGAUAUGCUCGGGCAACUCCACCUGCGAUUCGGACACGCUAGCCUGCGUUUGCAAGCCCGGUUACACGGGCGAGGACUGCACGGAAGUAGGAGCAGAGUGCAAAGACGUGUGCAUGGUCGGGGGUGAUGUUGUGAAGGAGGAUCCAAGCCAAUGCAACGUUGACUGCUUCUCAGCUUGCUGCAAAGUAUUGGUGGAAUCUUGCCAAGCCGAUGAGAGGGAGGAUCAAACUCAGUGCAUCCGAGAACAUCUAGAGGCAAAUGAGGACGAAUCGUGCUGUCUUGCACAUGUUGAAGCGGGGGCGCUCGGCGUUCUGUUGCUGCUUGGAGCUGGUGGUGGAGUGUAUUACAGACGGAAAAGAUCAUCACCCCCCGCGCCUCCGCCAGCAGAGCCGCCGGAGGAUGAACCUGUUGGAGGAAAACAUCGGCCUACACGAAAAGAAUCAGCUAUAUCUGUUAAUUUCGAGGAUUAUGCAGACACCCCAGAUGACGACACUGGCUUGCAGGCUGAAGGGGAGACAGCUCAAGAGGCGGUAUGGGAUGGUAAGCAAUGA
Molecule: messenger RNA, 3078 nt
Organism: Cyclospora cayetanensis
Lineage: Eukaryota; Apicomplexa; Conoidasida; Eucoccidiorida; Eimeriidae
Product: prestalk protein
Exons: 9
Coding region: 1-3078 (1025 amino acids)
Biological process (GO): establishment or maintenance of epithelial cell apical/basal polarity; heterophilic cell-cell adhesion
Cellular component (GO): protein-containing complex; plasma membrane
Source: RefSeq, a predicted model, not a curated record